Molecule: messenger RNA, 963 nt
Organism: Aspergillus puulaauensis
Lineage: Eukaryota; Fungi; Ascomycota; Eurotiomycetes; Eurotiales; Aspergillaceae
Gene: DRE2
Product: electron carrier
Exons: 2
Coding region: 1-963 (320 amino acids)
Biological process (GO): iron-sulfur cluster assembly
Cellular component (GO): cytoplasm
Molecular function (GO): iron-sulfur cluster binding
Source: RefSeq, a predicted model, not a curated record
AUGGCUCCCUCUAUUGUGAGCAUCGAUACAACGCCUGACUUCGACAUGACGCCUGCUCCCUCAAAGUCGGUCAACGCUGGCAACCGCACACUGCUCCUCGCUCCUCCAUCCAUCGCCACCCAAGAGGAUAAACUACGUGCGCUCUUCACAACCUACGACCGGAACACGACCGACCUGCAAAUGCUCGACCGUGUCUCUGCCGGCUUUGUCUCCCUUCCUUCAAGCACAUACGACCUCGUUCUCGUCCUCACAGACACAGAUGGCACUCGCCGGUCCGAGGCCCUCCAACUGCUCAAGCGGGAGGUUUAUGCGGCCGUUAUCCCGGCUAUGAAGGGUGGUGGCAAGCUACAGACUCAAGACAACUUCUUUGGAGAGGCAGAAGAGCGGGAGGCUGUCCUGGCCGGACUCGUGAAGUCACAGAGUGGAUUCGAGAAGUUGGACGUGAGCACUGGUGUUGCAGUACCCUUGAAGCUGGGGCGGAAGAAGAAGACGGCUCCCGCCCCGACCCCGGCUCCGGCUCCGGCUCCGGCUCCCGUUGUGCAGCCGCCUCCGAUCAUCAGUUCUGAGGAUAACGACCUGAAUGACGAUGACGAUGAGCUGAUUGAUGAGGAUACUCUUCUGUCCGCGGAUGAUCUGAAGAGACCGAUUGUACAACCCCCAGAAUGCCGACCAAAGCCCGGCAAGAGACGCCGCGCUUGCAAGGAUUGCACUUGUGGUCUAGCCGCUCAGAUGGAGUCCGAAGACAAGGACCGCCGUGAGGCAGCUGACAAGGACCUGAACGUCAUGAAGCUCGAGUCGGACGACUUGAACGAACUAGACUUCACCGUGCAAGGGAAGACAGGCUCCUGCGGUAGCUGUGCACUUGGUGAUGCGUUCAGAUGUGACGGCUGCCCGUUCAUUGGUCUUCCGGCGUUCAAGCCAGGCCAGGAGGUCCAGAUCCUGAACGAUGUUGCCCAGCUAUGA